CUCAGCAGGCAUCAUGGACUUAAGGGAUCUCUUCACCGUAGCCCAUUUCAUUAAGAUCAGGUGUGAACACGGCCUGAAAGCUGGUGCCACGGCCACCAAGGAUAAGAAUUAUGUCUUUUUUGAGGUGGAGAUCCUGGACCUCAAGAGCAAGGCGCAACUCUGCUACCUGGAUAAGGUGGAGCCCAAUGCCACCGUUGCAGAGAUCAAAACAUUGUUGCACAAAAUGUAUCCCAAGUUUUAUCCAUCAAGACAGGCACUGAAGCUGCAUCCUGAGGGAAAGGCCCUCAGUGAUGAUGAUGUGCUGGAGGAUCUACCAGUUGGCACCACUGCAACGAUGUUCUUCCAGGACCUCGGCCCACAGUUAGGCUGGACUAUGGUUUUUCUGGCAGAGUGUCUUGGGCCUCUUUUCAUUUACCUGCUGUUCUACUAUCGGCUUCCAUACAUCUACAUGCCUGAGUAUGACUACACCCAAAGUCCAUUGAAAGUUGUCAAGCUGGCUUGCUGGUGCCACUCUCUUCAUUACAUCAAGAGGCUUGUGGAAACUAUUUUUAUCCAUCGCUUUUCUGACGGAACGUUACCUUUACGCACCAUCAUGCUGCUCUGUCUGUACUACUGGGGAUUUGCAUCAUGGCAGGCAUAUUACAUCAAUCAUCCGCUCUACACACCACCAAGCUAUGGGAGACUUCAAAUCUACUCUGCACUGGCAAUGUUUUUGGUCUGUGAGUUUGGCAAUCUCUCAGUUCAUCUGAUUCUGAAUCGAAUCAGCUGUAAUGGGUCCAGGCCUACAGAGAUUCCUUAUCCCACAAAGAAUCCAUUCACUUGGCUGUUUUUCUUCGUGUCCUGCCCAAACUACACAUAUGAGGUGGGAUCAUGGAUCAGCUUCACAGUCAUGACACAGUGUGUUCCAGUUGGAGUUUUCGCAUUUUUAGGGUUUAUUCAGAUGACUAUAUGGGCUCGGGCAAAGCAUAAAACCUACGCCCAGCAAUUCGAAGACUAUCCUGAUCUGAGAACAGCCAUUAUUCCACUCUUCUUCUAGAUCUGUUGAAUCGAGGAUGAAUCUACAUGCACUUUUGUCAUUGGACUCUUCACCAAACAUCAGAAAAAUAAGUUUUUUUUUUUUUUGUCAGACCUAGUUUUUUUUAGACACAAUUAAGUUUGUGAUGUACUCUCCAAAGUAUUAACUGGUGAUUAAUUACUAUUAAUUGCAUUAAUUAUAAAGAGGCUUACUGAGCAUAGACUGAGGUUAUACUUCAAAGUCAAGGAAGAUACGGACAGUGACUAAUACUUAUGUGCAGGAGGCGUAUAUCACAAACUUAAACAUUUGCUUGACAAAGAGUAAGUUGAGUCUCGAUUGAAGGUCUUCAGACCAUCAAGCAGAAAACAUGGUGUACAGUAUGAUCCUGUUUUAUUGUUGAUUAUUCAUUUUUGUAUUCCAUUAAAACAUUUUGCAGAACGUAUCAAAGUGUUUUUGUAGUAAAGAAAAUGUUACUGAAGAUUUGUAUUUCUCAGAAAUAAAAGUGAUUUUUCAAAUGUCAGUAUUUUCAAGAUAUGGUAAAACAAUCUUACAGAAUAGUUUUUAUUGUUAUUGAAAACCAUCUGUUGUGUUAUUGCAUAUUAAAACUAUAUUUGCUUAAAAUAUUUACUGAUGAAUACAAUUGAAACACUCUUUUCCUCAAAACAGACACAUUUACUCACUGAUUUUCAC
Rhinichthys klamathensis goyatoka is the source of this 1705-nucleotide messenger RNA. RefSeq names its product trans-2,3-enoyl-CoA reductase-like 2b (gene tecrl2b). Gene Ontology annotation, biological process: very long-chain fatty acid biosynthetic process. Bases 14 to 1036 code for a protein of 340 amino acids. NCBI's taxonomy places the organism in Eukaryota, Metazoa, Chordata, Actinopteri, Cypriniformes, Leuciscidae. The record is from RefSeq and is a predicted model, not a curated record. Gene Ontology annotation, molecular function: oxidoreductase activity, acting on the CH-CH group of donors. The transcript is spliced from 12 exons.